AUGCAGCAGCCGGCGAAGGCGCGUGGCCUGGUGGCCGACCUGUGGCCGCUGCUGCGGCUGAUGCAGGCGUCGGGCCACUUCAUCUUCGAGUACCGCGACGGCGCCGCGCUCGCCCCGCGCCUGCUCUACUCGUGCGUGCAGGCCUUCGUGGUGGUGGUGGGCUUCGCGACCAUCGUCAUCAACAUGGCGUUCGAGGCGGGGGACGUGAACGACCUGUCUGCCAACACCAUCACCACGCUCUUCUUCGUGCACUCCAUCACCAAGUUGGCGUACUUCGCGCUGCGCUCGGGCAAGUUCUACCGCACGCUGGCCACGUGGAACCAGACCAACAGCCACCCGCUCUUCUCCGAGUCGCAGGCCAGGUGCGAAGCAACGACCAGCCCGCGCGCGUUUCGCCCAGGGUCAUCGACAAACACUAUAAUCUACACUAAUAUAUGAAGACCGUAUGCGUUGGCUUACAGCGCGAUAAUUUCUGAAUCUUAUGAUCCAAUAGC
Gryllus bimaculatus (two-spotted cricket) is the source of this 494-nucleotide messenger RNA. The record is from the annotation of a GenBank genome assembly. Lineage: Eukaryota; Metazoa; Arthropoda; Insecta; Orthoptera; Gryllidae.